AUGUGGGGAAAGAUUGGUAUAAAUAAGGUUGCGAUGAUGAAAAAUGGAAUUAUAUUAAUAAGAUUUGAUAGUGAAGAAGGGAAAAAUGAAGCUGUCCAAGCUGGGGUCUAUCACUUUGACAACAAACCAUUUAUUGUCAAAGCAUGGUCACCAGACAUGGAAUUUACUAGAGAGGAAUUGCAAUCAGUGCCAAUCUGGAUUAAAUUGCCAGGAUUGGAUUUCAAAUAUUGGAGCCCUAGAGGAUUAAGUAAAAUAGGCAGUCUGAUUAGGAAACCAUUGAUGGUGGACAAACAGACAGAAAGGAAGGUGAGACUCAACUUUGCAAGAUUGUUAGUUGAAGUUAAAAUUGGAGAAGAAUUGCCAGAUGAGGUCCUGUUUAGAAAUGAAAAAAGGACUGUGGUAACGCAAAGAGUAACAUAUGAUUGGAGACCUUCGAUCUGUACUCAUUGUCAAAAUAUGGACCUGAGAGUGACAGGUGUAGGAGGAACAAAAAGCAAAAACUGUAACAAUGGUAGCACCUAG
Messenger RNA from Lycium barbarum (goji berry), 522 nucleotides. RefSeq lists its product as uncharacterized. NCBI's taxonomy places the organism in Eukaryota, Viridiplantae, Streptophyta, Magnoliopsida, Solanales, Solanaceae. Bases 1 to 522 code for a protein of 173 amino acids. The record is from RefSeq and is a predicted model, not a curated record. The transcript has a single exon.